AUGGACACAACAAACAGCGGUCGUGAGGGCGUUAACGCGAAGAAUCCUCCACGAUUAUUCAAUAAAUCAUAUGACUGGGGAACGUCACUCACAAGUGAACUUCUCCAGGACCACCAGCGGCGGCAACAUCAGGCAGCCGACGUGGGGCUGGCGGCAGCACAACCCGAUGAGGGGUACGGCCGCCUCAGCACGGUGCCGCCAUUCACUCCGAACACGCUGCCUCAGGUGCAGCUCCGGAAGCGGCGGCCGCUGGCGGCGACGGGUCCUGUGGCCACGCCGCCGCUGUGCAGCGCCCGGAGCUGGACUCACUUGCUGGCGUUUUCAACCUUCACCGCCGAGGCCAGCGACUCGCAGGCAGCUGGCGUCGCUAGCUCUGUGGGCAGCAGCAGCAUUGUCGUGUGGAGCUUUCUGGAAGCGGCAGACAAGCUGGCAUCGGCGUUUCCGUCGUACGACAACCUCAGCCUAAACUUUGCAGAGCCACUGCCGCUGGCGGCGGCCGGCGGCGGCGGCGGAGCAACAGCAGCAACGAUUGUUGCGGAAGGACCCGCAGGAAUUGGCGACGGCAAUCGGGACGGUACGUAUAGAUCUUUGGAGGUGGGUUCCGGAGCCGUCGGAACCUGGGAAGCAGCUGCCUUUAAUGUCAAUAAUAACGAGCCACGUAAUCAGCGUCGUCAGCGGAAGUUACAGCCGCCCUUGCAGCAACUACAGCUACAGCUACAGGGGGGGAACAGCAGCGCUGAGCAGCACACGGCCCUGGCGGCGGCGGCGGCGGCGGCCACUGCUGUCGGCUCUUGUCGUUGCGGCCCCCGGAUACCGUUUACGAGCUCGCCUGACGCUGACGGUGAUGGUGACGCCGACGCCGACGCUGACGGUGAUGGUGAUGGUGAGGAUGAGGAGAUGUUCACGGUGGUUGAUGCGCUCAAGGCAUUGGAGGACGAAGCCGCCAUCACCGCCCCUAACGGCCCCAGCCGCGGCGCCAACCCAGAGGUGUGCAGCGCUGGCGUUGGCGCCUGCGAUGGUGUGUUAAAGGGCCGACGACGACGUUGGCGACGUUGGCGAACCAUCCCAAGUAACGCCGCAGCGGAUGCGGCGGCAGCGGUGCCGUACCAGGUCGGUGCCGAGAGCAGCCUGACGCAGACGGUGACGAUGGAACCGCCAGCGCAGCGACAGCCCCGACGCGGCGUGACGGCGGCAGAAGCGGAUGCAGACGCGGCGUUGGAGCCUUGUGUCGUACCCGUGGGCAGCUGCUCGCCGGCCGUCGCUGUCGCUGCUGCGGUGGCGGCUAUGGCGGCGGCAGACGGACAUCCGCGUGGCUCGUCCUGCAGCGCACCGUUUCAAGGAUCGUUGAGAGCGCACCGCCACGUUGAGGAAGCCGCUGGCGGAUUUCGUUCUGGAUCUAGAUCUGGUGAAUCUGACCCAGAUCGGGAUGGAUCCCAUCGCUGCUACCAUCACUAUUCAUCAUGCAAUGUCGCAAUGGCGGUUGAACGACGGCGUCCGGUGGCAGACGAGGCUGAUGAUGGUUUCGGGGCCCUCCCUGGCAGCAGGUCUCUGGUUCCGGAGCGUGGCGGCAGUGGAGUACCCAGCACUCCGGGACAGGCGGAUGGCUGCUGCUACUGCUUGCCCGGUUCAAAGGUUGGGAUUGGCAGCGGCCGCGGCAGCGGAAGAGAUCCUCCUCUAAGUGCUGGCGACUGGUUCGCCGGCCGCGGCGGCGCUGGCCCCGUGGAAUCUAUGGACCUGGCUAAUGUGGAUGAGGGGGUAGCGGGGGGGUUGACGAUGACGGCGGAUGCUAGUGCGGGGGACAGUGGCCCCGGCAGGGUGAGCGCUGGGGAGCCCCGGGAGGGAACACAUGGUGGUGGUGGUGGCGGCGGCGGCGGCGGCGGCGCUGACGGCGGCGGCUUUGUGCUGGUGGAGGAGUGGUGCAGCACAUGUCCUCUGGGCAAUGCGGGCUUGCGGACAGCUGUUUGGGCGCGCCUUCGCGGAACAAACUACCGAAACCAACCGAAAGCAACGGAUACCGUUGCUGCCGCUGCAACGAUGGUAACGGCAGCUGCUGCCACUCCAAUGGCAGAGACGGCGGGGAUGGCUGAUGUCAUCAUUCGCAAGAAGAACAGUCGUGGCGACGAUGGCACGGACGGCGGAACGACCCGUGGGGGCAGAGGCAGCGGCGACGGUGUCAGCAGGGACGGCGGUAAUGGCGAUGGCAGUCACUCACGGCACGCUGACGGCAGCGGUUGCACGGCGCAUGCAGUGAUCCCCGUACGGACACAGACCACUGGCGACAGCGGCGGCAAUGCCGUUCAUGCCACCCAUGGCAGUUCUGGAGCCCAGGAAGGGAAAGCAGCGGCGGGUACGGCAGCCGCCACGGCGGCGACUCCUGCUGCCGCUGCGGCCAAAGGUGGCGGAGGUGCUGCUAAACAGCUUGCCUCCGUCGGGGCCAGUGGCGGCGGCGGUGUGGCGGCAUCCGCUGGCGCACGCCGGGCGCAACGUACCGAGUUUAGUGCCGGUGUCACCGCCAUAGGUGAUGCCCGAGCUUGUGGAGAUGGCGCUAUGAUUCCCGCCGGCGCAGGCCCGUCCGCAACCGCUACUGCCGCCGCCGCAGCCGUCGGAGGCGGCGCAGCGACAGCUUCGGCAGGAUGGCAUGGGCGCUGUGCAGACUAUGGCGGCGGCGGCGGCGGCGGCACAGCUGGUGUGAUGCAUCUACCAACCCCUGUCGCCGCCUCCGGGGCCUGUGUCGCAAGGACGCCCCCGCUGCUGUCCCGGCUGUCCCAGCUGGUGUCGCUGACACUGGCUGCAGGUCUAGGAUUUCCCAAUCCCCAGCACUUGGACGCGAUAACGUCCCUUCGGAGCUUGCAGUGCCUUGACAUGCGGGGAGCGAAGUUCAUGCAGGUGGAUGGCGACGCCUCCCUAGUUGCCCGACAAGCUUGGUCACACAUCAGCAACGAGCACGUGGCGGUGGUGGCGCGGUGCACCUCCCUGACCUCUCUGUCGCUCAAUCACCUACACCCCGUCAGCGGCAACCAGCUGGCGGCGCUGACGGCGCUCAACAGACUUACAUACCUGGCGCUCACGGACGCGCUGUCGGGAAACACGGUGCAUGGAGCGCACAUCAAGGUGCUCGCGGAGGGCCUUCCCGAGUUGCGAAGCCUUGACAUCAGUCGGGUGACCUGCCCGCCGCUGCACUUGCCGCCACAACAGCAACAGCCGCAACAGCCGUCGACCGUGCAAGGUCUAGUGGCGGCGGCAGCAGCAGCGGCAGCAGCAGCAGGGGGGGGCCUCAGCAGCGUUGGACGCGGCGGAGCGGCCGUGGUUCGCCAGGUUCAGCCUGUGCUGACGUCACCGGCCCCGCCGCCGCCGCCGGCGCUGCCGCCGCAGCAGCAGCAGGAAAAGCAGCCAUUGCCCUCUGCAGGCUACGGAGUUGCUAUCAAGGCUCGGUCGUCCUCUCCUUCCGCCGUGGCAAACCUGCCGUACUGGCAGCCCUGGGGCCCUGUGCUGGGGUUAUUCCGCCGCCUGACGUCCCUGCAUCUACAACGUCUCUCUACUCGCUGUCGCGGUAUCCCUCCAUCUAUCUCUCGUUCUCUCCACCAGCACUUGGAGUUGAUAGGUCGGCUAGGUCAGCUGCGUUGCAUCCGGAUGGACCAAGUGGACAUCCGUACUCGCGAUCCGGACGGCUGGACGGGGCUGUCGGGUGUACAUACCCUGGAGUCGUUCAGCUACCGAGCCUGGAACAACCCGGUGCUGUCGGCGGCCAACCUGUGCGUCCUCACAAACGAUAGCCUCGCCAUGAUGGCGGCCAACUGGCCGCAACUGCAGCAUCUCAGCUAUCAUGGCAAGGUGGCGCUCACGGAGAAGGUCGAGGAGCACCUGGCACACAUGAGCUGCUUGACGUCCCUGGAGAUAAGCGGUACGGACGGUACGGCGGUUCGCGUGUGGCGCAGCGCAGCGACGGGGCAGCUGCUACGCACCGUCACGUUGCCGUACACCGCCGCCGCCAAGGUGUCGAGCCGUAAUGGCUACGUGACGUACAGCGAUAGCGACGAUUCCGGAGCCAAAUCGGAGGGUUCGGAAGCGUCGGUGAACUGGAUGGGCGACACGGGUUACGUUACAAGCGAGUACGACGCUGACUAG
Messenger RNA from Volvox carteri f. nagariensis, 4125 nucleotides. RefSeq lists its product as uncharacterized. NCBI's taxonomy places the organism in Eukaryota, Viridiplantae, Chlorophyta, Chlorophyceae, Chlamydomonadales, Volvocaceae. Bases 1 to 4125 code for a protein of 1374 amino acids. The record is from RefSeq and is a predicted model, not a curated record. The transcript has 12 exons.